AUGGAUGAUAUCAAACUCUUUGCAAAAAAUGACGAUGAACUUCACAAGAUGAUAGCAGUAGUUAAACAUUUCAGCGAUGACAUCAAGAUGUCGUUUGGUAUAGACAAGUGUGCCAAAGUUACACUUGUACGAGGAAGGAGGGUAAAUACAGGCGACAUGUUUGUGCAAGAUGAGGAAAUAUCAAUCAAGGAACUGACUAAUGAUUCGACAUAUAAAUAUCUAGGCAUAGCUGAGAAUGAUGUCAUUAGCCAUAACACAAUGAAGGAGAAGGCAACAUCAGAAUACAAAAGAAGACUCAGGCUGAUCCUUAAAUCCGAACUGAAUGCCAAAAAUAAGAUUGAAGCGAUCAACACUCUAGCCAUUCCUGUGCUUAGAUACAGUUUUGGUAUUGUUAACUGGAGACUAGCUGAUAUAUGUGGCCUAGAUAUUAUGACCAGAAAGCAAUUAACGAUGCACAGAUUACAUCACCCAAAGGCCGCAAUCGAAAGGUUGUACCUUCCCCGUGGUCUUGGAGGAAGAGGUCUACAACAAAUUGAGAUGGUCUGGAAUAUGGAAGCAACGAACCUCGCCAACUACCUAUCCAAUCCACCUGAUAUACUGACGAGUAUAUCCCUCGAUUAUGAUAAAUGUCAAGCAAUAUACUCCAUUAACAAGCAAGCAUCUAUCUUAUUGGCACAACAUCGACUGACACUACCCUACGGUGAAAAAGAGAAGGCAAGACUUAAAUGCUCCUUUCACAAGAAACUUCAAGAGCAACUUAAAUCCAAGCGACUUCAUGGCCACCAUGAAAAACAGAUGCAUCGGGAGUUCGUAGACCAGAAAGACACACAUCAAUGGCUUAAGUCGGCGGGACUAAGAGGUGAAACUGAAGGGUUCGUCUAUGCUAUUCAGGACCAGGUGGUGAGGACCCGUGCCUACGAAAAAUCUAUCCUCAGAACAGGCACAGACGACACUUGCAGGAUGUGUGGAAAAGAGACCGAAACAAUCAUGCAUUUGGUAUCAGCAUGUUCGACUCUUGCUGGAACUGAGUACAUCACAAGACAUGACAAUAUUGCCAAACUUAUCCAUUGGCAACUACUGAAGGAUCGCGGUAAAAUGACUUGUGAUCACGCUUGGGAACAUCAGCCACAAACGAUCACCACGAUCAAUAACAGCACCAUAUAUUGGAACUGUGGCAUACUAACGGAUAGAACCAUCAACUGCAACAAGCCGGACAUCAUCGUCAGAGACAACAACGUAGUAAAUAUCAUUGAGGUCUCUGUUCCCCAUGAUAUCAACAUUGCUGUAAAGGAAAGAGACAAACGGCUCAAGUAUCAAGACCUAAGGAGUGAGAUCGAGAGGAUGUGGAACGUGAAAGCAGAGGUCACACCAGUCAUCAUUGGUCACUCAGGAAUGGUGAAGAAGGGAAUGGAAGCCUGCAUAACCAAGAUCUCUCCUCACCUUCGGAUGUACGACAUUCAGAAGGCAGCUAUCUUGGGUACAACCAGAUUGAUAAGAAAGACUCUCGGACAUUAG
Messenger RNA from Lytechinus pictus (painted urchin), 1515 nucleotides. RefSeq lists its product as uncharacterized. The record is from RefSeq and is a predicted model, not a curated record. The transcript has a single exon. Bases 1 to 1515 code for a protein of 504 amino acids. Lineage: Eukaryota; Metazoa; Echinodermata; Echinoidea; Temnopleuroida; Toxopneustidae.